Molecule: messenger RNA, 5184 nt
Organism: Neomonachus schauinslandi (Hawaiian monk seal)
Lineage: Eukaryota; Metazoa; Chordata; Mammalia; Carnivora; Phocidae
Gene: TAOK2
Product: TAO kinase 2
Exons: 16
Coding region: 796-4524 (1242 amino acids)
Biological process (GO): protein phosphorylation
Molecular function (GO): protein kinase activity; ATP binding
Source: RefSeq, a predicted model, not a curated record
CUUGGAAUUGGGAGGAAGAGGGAGAGGGAGACGGGGACGAGACCGGGGCCGUGGUGCGGAGAGAGGCUGAGGCUGAGAAGAGGAGAGGGAGAGAAGGCGCGGGGACCGUCCUUAGCUACAAUCUGUCAGCUACCCCCAGGAGAGAGAAGGGAGGAGGCCGGGGCGGGAGUGAGGGCUGUCACCCUCGGACCCCGGCGUGAGAGGGGCCGUGCGGCCGGACGUCCUCGGGGUGGGCCCCCUGUCGGUGGCUGAAGACCUGGGGCUCAGGCCCUUCGGUCGCGAAUUUCCGGGCUUGACCCCUCGCUUCUCAAAUAUCCGGGUAUCAGCCCCUCAGACCCAACAUAUCCAGGACUCGGGUCCCAACCUCUCUAAACCUGGGGCUCUGUUUCAUAGGAUUUCAAAAAUCUGGGGUUCAGGCCCCUGCGUGCACCAGUAUCCGGGGUUCAUUCCCCGCGCGUUCAGAUAUCAAAUUCAGCCUCCCUUCGUUCAAAUAUCUGGGGUUCAGACCCCACAACCAGAAAUCCGGGAUUCAGCAACUGUCGCCCUCGGGGAGGAGGAGGACUGGACCGCGAGGUCAGAUCAGGUUGUCACCCCCUCCCCUCCAGGGGAGGCUUCCCGGGCCCGCCCCUCAGGAAGGGCGAAAGCCGAGGAAGAGGUGGCAAGGGGAAAGGUCUCCUUGCCCCUCUCCCUGCUUGGCAGAGCCGCUGGAGGACCCCAGGAGGAGGCGGAAGCGCUGGGGCACCAUAGUGACCCCUACCAGGUCAGGCCCCACUCUCAGGGCCCCCAGGGGCCAUCAUGCCAGCUGGGGGCCGGGCCGGGAGCCUGAAGGACCCCGAUGUGGCUGAGCUGUUCUUCAAGGAUGACCCUGAAAAGCUCUUCUCUGAUCUCCGGGAAAUUGGCCAUGGCAGCUUUGGAGCCGUGUACUUUGCCCGAGAUGUCCGGAAUAGUGAGGUGGUGGCCAUCAAGAAGAUGUCCUACAGUGGGAAGCAGUCAAAUGAGAAGUGGCAGGAUAUCAUCAAGGAGGUGCGGUUCCUGCAGAAGCUCCGGCACCCCAAUACCAUUCAGUACCGGGGCUGUUACCUGAGGGAGCACACGGCUUGGCUGGUGAUGGAGUAUUGCCUGGGCUCAGCUUCUGACCUUCUAGAAGUGCACAAGAAGCCCCUUCAGGAGGUGGAGAUUGCAGCUGUGACCCACGGGGCCCUUCAGGGCCUGGCUUAUCUGCACUCCCACAACAUGAUCCAUAGGGAUGUGAAGGCUGGAAACAUCUUGCUAUCAGAGCCAGGCUUGGUGAAGCUGGGGGACUUUGGCUCUGCAUCUAUCAUGGCACCCGCCAACUCCUUUGUGGGCACCCCAUACUGGAUGGCUCCGGAGGUGAUCCUGGCAAUGGAUGAGGGGCAGUACGAUGGCAAGGUGGAUGUCUGGUCCUUGGGGAUAACCUGCAUUGAGCUGGCCGAACGGAAACCACCGCUGUUUAACAUGAAUGCGAUGAGUGCCUUAUACCACAUUGCACAGAACGAGUCCCCUGUGCUCCAGUCAGGACACUGGUCUGAGUACUUCCGGAAUUUUGUUGACUCCUGUCUUCAGAAAAUCCCUCAAGACAGACCAACCUCAGAGGUUCUUCUGAAGCACCGCUUUGUGCUCCGGGAGCGGCCACCCACAGUCAUCAUGGAUCUCAUCCAGAGGACUAAGGAUGCUGUGCGGGAGCUGGACAACCUGCAGUACCGAAAGAUGAAGAAGAUCCUGUUCCAAGAGGCACCCAAUGGCCCUGGUGCUGAGGCCCCAGAGGAAGAGGAGCCUGCACCCUGUCCACAGGAGGCCGAGCCCUAUAUGCACCGGGCUGGGACGCUGACCAGUCUAGAGAGUAGCCACUCAGUGCCCAGCAUGUCCAUCAGCGCCUCCAGCCAGAGCAGUUCGGUCAACAGCCUAGCAGAUGCUUCAGACAAUGAGGAGGAGGAGGAGGAAGAAGAAGAGGAAGAGGAGGAAGAGGAAGGGCCCGAAGCCCGAGAGAUGGCCAUGAUGCAGGAGGGGGAGCACACAGUCACCUCCCAUAGUUCCAUCAUCCACCGACUGCCGGGUUCUGACAACCUGUAUGAUGACCCCUACCAGCCAGAGAUGACCCCUGGCCCUCUCCAGCAGCCGGCAGCCCCAGCUCCCACCUCUACCACCUCUUCUGCCCGCCGCCGGGCCUACUGCCGCAACCGGGACCACUUUGCCACCAUUCGUACUGCCUCCCUGGUCAGCCGCCAGAUCCAGGAGCACGAGCAGGACUCGGCGCUGCGGGAGCAGCUGAGUGGCUAUAAGCGGAUGCGACGACAGCACCAGAAGCAGCUGCUGGCCCUCGAGUCGCGGCUGCGGGGUGAGCGCGAGGAGCACAGCGCGCGGCUGCAGCGGGAGCUUGAGGCCCAGCGGGCUGGCUUUGGGGCUGAGGCAGAAAAGCUGUCCCGGCGGCACCAGGCCAUCGGUGAGAAGGAGGCUCGAGCUGCCCAGGCCGAGGAGCGGAAGUUCCAGCAGCACAUCCUUGGGCAGCAGAAGAAGGAGCUGGCCGCCCUGCUGGAGGCACAGAAGCGAACCUACAAACUGCGGAAGGAGCAGCUGAAAGAGGAGCUCCAGGAGAACCCCAGCACCCCGAAGCGGGAGAAGGCCGAGUGGCUUCUGAGGCAGAAGGAGCAGCUCCAGCAGUGCCAGGCGGAGGAGGAGGCGGGGCUGCUGCGACGUCAGCGCCAGUACUUUGAGCUUCAGUGUCGCCAGUAUAAGCGCAAGAUGCUGCUGGCUCGUCACAGCCUGGACCAGGACCUGCUGCGGGAGGAUUUGAACAAGAAGCAGACCCAGAAGGACUUGGAGUGUGCGUUGCUGCUGCGGCAGCAUGAGGCCACACGGGAGCUGGAGCUACGGCAGCUCCAGGCCGUCCAGCGCACACGGGCGGAGCUCACCCGCCUGCAGCACCAGACGGAGCUGGGUAACCAGCUGGAGUACAACAAGCGGCGUGAGCAAGAGUUGCGGCAGAAGCACGCGGCCCAGGUUCGCCAGCAGCCCAAGAGCCUCAAAGUACGUGCAGGCCAGCGUCCCCCGGGCCUCCCGCUCCCCAUUCCUGGGGCUCUGGGACCACCCAGCACAGGCACCCCUAGAGAAGAGCAGCCCUGUUCAUCUGACCAGGAGGCAGUCCUGAACCAAAGAAUUCUGGGAGAGGAGGAGGAAGCAGUUCCAGAGAGAAGGAUUCUGGGAAAGGAAGGGGCCACCUUGGAGCCAGAGGAACAGAGGAUAUUGGGGGAAGAAUCAGGAACCCCUAGUCCCGGUCCACAAAAACAUAGGAGUUUGGUUGAGGAGGAAGUUUGGGGUCUGCCUGAGGAGGAGGUAGAAGAACUUAGAGUCCCAUUCCUGGCACCCCAGGAGAGGAGCAUUGUAGGCCAGGAGACAGCUGGGGAAUGGAGGUUAUGGGGGAAAGAGGAUGGGAGCCUACUGGAUGAGGAAUUUGAGCUUGGCUGGAUCCCAGGCCCGGCACUGACCCCAGUUCCCGAGGAGGAGGAGGAAGAGGAAGAGGGAGCUCCAAUUAGGACCCCAAGGGAUCCUGGAGAUGGCUGUCCCUCACCAGACAUCCCCCCUGAGCCCCCUCCAACACAUCUGAGGCACGGCCCUGCUAGCCAGCUCCCUGGACUUCUGUCCCAUGGUCUCCUGGCCGGCCUCUCCUUUGCAGUGGGGUCCUCCUCUGGCCUCCUGCCCCUCCUACUCCUGCUGCUCCUCCCACUGCUGGCAGCGCAGGGUGGGGGUGGCCUGCAGGCCUCACUGCUGGCCCUUGAGGUGGGGCUGGUGGGCCUGGGGGCCUCCUACCUACUUCUUUGUACAGCUCUGCACCUGCCCCCCAGUCUGUUCCUACUCCUGGCCCAGGGCACCGCACUGGGGGCCGUCCUGGGUCUGAGUUGGCGCCGUGGCCUUAUGGGUGUCCCUCUGGGCCUUGGGGCUGCCUGGCUCUUAGCCUGGCCAGGCCUGGCUCUACCUCUGGCAGCUCUCGCAGCUGGGGGCAAAUGGUUGCGGCAGCAGGGCCCCCGGAUGCGCCGGGGUAUCUCUCGACUCUGGUUGCGGGCUCUCCUGCGCCUAUCGCCCAUGGCCUUUCGUGCCCUACAGGGCUGUGGGGCUGUGGGGGACCGGGGCCUGUUUGCACUCUACCCCAAAACCAACAAGGAUGGCUUCCGCAGCCGUUUGCCUGUCCCUGGGCCCCGGCGGGGUAAUCCCCGCACUGCCCGACACCCACUAGCCCUGUUGGCGAGGUUUUGGACCCUGUGCAAGGGCUGGAACUGGCGCCUGGCACGGGCCAGCCAGGGUUUAGCCUCCCACUUGCCCCCCUGGGCCAUCCACACACUGGCCAGCUGGGGCCUGCUCCGGGGUGAAAGGCCCAGCCGUAUCCCUCGGCUGCUGCCACGCAGCCAGCGCCGGCUGGGGCCUCCUGCCUCUCGCCAGCCAGUGCCUGGGACUCUAACUGGGCGGCGAUCCCGAACCCGCCAGUCCCGGGCCCUGCCUCCCUGGAGGUAACCAACUCUGGCUCCUCCUCAGCCCGAGUCUAGAGCAUCGAGCACUUUAUCUCCCACUACUCAGUGAGGUUUCUCCAGUCCCAAUCCUCUCCUCCCUUUCACCCCUCCUUCCUUAGUAUGCUUUCCCACCUCACCCCAGUCCUUUGGACCUCUAGACAGGCAGCCUCCUCCACCGUGGAGUCCAGAAGUUACACUUUGUGUUCUCCUGACACUCCUCCCCCACCCUAAAUUAUUGCUGUUCUCCCGCUGUGUGUGUGCUCAUCCUCACCCUCAUCAACUCAGGCCUGGGGCCAGGGGUGGCGGUGGGUGGGAAGUCAUGUUUUUUUUUUCUCUCUUUGAUUUUGUUUUUCUGUCUCCCUUCCAACCUGUCCCCUUUCCCCCACCAAAAAAAAGAAAAAGACAAACACAAAUAAAAUAUCUGAGCGGAACUGUACCUUUGGCCCAGGCUGCCUCUGUCUGCUUUGUCCUGCCGCCUAGCAUCCCGGGUAUGCCCCCAAUCUGGACCCUUGGCCCCCAGUUCCAUGACCUCUUCACCCCCAUCUACGUUAUCUUAACUCCUUUCACUCCUCAGCCUCAUCCUCUCUGCCUUCAUAGCUUCGUUGCACCAUGACCACCACUAGCUCAGAGGUCUGAGCCCCUAUUGAGCUUCCACAGAACUUCU